ACUUUAUCAUACUCUACCCCCUUUCUUCCUCCUCCCACCUACUGUCAAAUCUCCACCUCGACUUUUUGUACGGUAUUACCAUUCACUCUGACUUUCACUCAUCUUGCAGUGCUGUGCUGUAACUAUAACACCUUGUUUGCUGCAGUUAAGAGGCCAAUGUAAUGAAAACCUGUCAUGGAAGAAAUACAACAAUUCGACCUGACAUACGUCACAGAACGGAUCAUCAGCAUCAUCUGUCCUUCUACAUGUCCAGAGGAUCUUUACUUGGAGAAUGUGAGAAAAAUUAUCCCUAUGCUAGAAUCUAAGCAUGGAAACAACUACAUGCUCAUCAACCUCUCCCAGAAGGAUGACAUUCUCACAAAAAUUACCCACACGGUUUUUAACACAGGCUGGCUGGAUCUCUUAGCUCCAAGUUUGGAUCAAAUCUUUAACGUUUGCACAGCAAUGGAGAACUGGCUACAAGGUCAUCCAAAGCACGUUCUGGUGUUACACUGCAGGGGGGAUAGGGGACGACUUGGAGUUCUUGUGGCGUCAUACAUUCAUUUCAGCAACAUGUCCGCCAGUGCAGACCUCUCUUUGGACCACUUUGCCAUGAGGAAGUUCUACAAUGACAAGCUCUCUGCUCUGAUGAUUCCCUCCCAGAAACGGUAUGUUUGGAUGGUGGGGAGCAUGUUAAAAGGAGGGCUGAGGAUGAACCCCUCUCCGUCUUUUCUGCUCUGUGUUGUUCUUUAUGGUAUCCCCAAAAUAAGACCAGAUGGAGGGUGCUGCCUGUUCCUUAGAGUCUACCAAAGUCUACAUGCAGUUUGCACAUCACCUGUCUACAACAUCAAUGCUGUUCAGACUGAUCGUCUCUACAUUGUGCUUCAGCCGGCCCAACUACUCAAAGGGGAUAUUAUGGUGGUUUGUUAUGACAAAGAUAGCCAGUCAGGGAGUCGCCAAGUGGUUUUGCGCCUCCAGUUCCACACUGGCAUGGUAGCUGGACACUCCCUCUCUUUCUGCAAGGCAGACCUUGACUGUGUUGCUGAAGAUUCCCGUUUCCCAGAUGGUGGAAAAGUGGAGCUGCUGUUCUCAGAUAGUCCAGAAAAGAUUGCAGGUAGAGAGCUGUGGUUAAAUGAGCGCUCUGUGACAGUGGACUAUGAUACCUUGGACCCUUUGGUCAGAAGAGACUCUUUUCAGGACUGGCCUCAUUCACAAGCAGCUCCUCCUAAUGUGUCUGAGUCUGGAAAUGGAAAUUUGUACUCAAGAGUAAGAAAGAAGAGUACUGAGGAGGGAGCUCUGUACCCUCCAACCUCUAUCAGCCCGAGCUGCAGCGACAGAGCGCCAUCAGCCAGCAGUGACUCAGGCCUCUCUGUUGCCUCACAGGGGAGGACUGGAGCCAGACUCAGAAGAGGAACCCCUCAGGACACCUGGAACCAGAAGCUGAUCUUUGGGGCAGACUCAGAGCCGACCCAGGCUCUCCUGGAGGUCAUGACUGAACUUGAUUCUUCCUUUAAUGGAGAGGGAAAGGUGUCUAAAGAUGAGUCUGGACUGGGAGCCUCUAUCAAUGGAAAAGUUUCAUCAAGCGAGAGAGAGACGGAUAUUCUGGAUGAUGAGGAUGAAGGUUCUGUUUCAGAGGCUCCAAACCAGAGUAAUGAUUUCUCACUCCCAUCUGGAAGUCUACCUGACAGUCAGAGUCCAAAGGAGUACUCCACUCACUCCUGGGUUCGACAGCAGCAGAAGGUAGAUCCCAUGUCUGAAAUACGAAUCGGUAACAAAGAGAGAGCAGCACGUCUGGAGGCUCCUGAAACACCAGCACGAGGAUUAAGCAGCAGGGAAGCGGUGAAGAGAUGCCUCAUAGAUGAGGGCAACAGAGAGCCUGGCAAUUCUCCUUCAUCCUGUCAGGAAGAUGAGCUGGCCUCCUUAAAUACAGACAUCGAUGACUCCAUUGAGCAGCUGAACCAGCUGAUUCUGGACUUAGAUCCCACUUUUGUUCCAGUUCCUACUCGAUGUUCUCCUCUGUCCCGCUCAGCCUCUUUACAAACCAACGGCCUCAGCCACAAGGGAAAAACAUAUCAGUCAGGGUGGAAACAGCAGAGAUAUGUCAGCGACGUGACAGACUCUGCUGCUCCAAAGAGUCCAGGAUGGAGGGGGGCUGGAUCUCAGAGCUUCAUAAAUUCCCCAGCUAACAGCAGCUCCUUUUUAAACUCUCAGCAUGGUCAGCUCUAUAAAACUACCAGUGUGGAUUUCCGCGGACAAGUAGACAGCUCUGACUUCAUCCCAGCGACUCCAGCUUUCCCAGUGUCUCCUCAAACACCCUAUGUGAAACAUUUCUCUGAGAUUUCCCAGCUCGGUGGUGGAAGACAGUGGGACCAACACAGCUGGACACAAGAAUCGAGAAGUUUCCUGGAUGGCAUGAACCAUUCUGGGGGCUCCAAAGACAGAGAGCUGUUCCAAUCUGACGUUCCAGUCACUCCCACCUCCUGUCAAAGGAUCUUUGGCUCCAUGACCUCAAUGUCAACUAGCAGUCCCCUCCAACACACAGACAGCUCUACUCCUCCUCCUGUUUGGCUCGACCGCACUCCAAACUCCCUGAACUCGCUAUAUCCUCCGCAACCUUCACCUCCUCUUCCUCUGAGCUCUCCCAAUGCUCAUAGUUCUCCGCUGGGGACUCAGAUGAGCCGAGGAGGGAGUUUAGGAGUCCGUAGUGGAACUGACAGUGCAGACUUGUCUUCGUUGCUAUUAUUGGACAAUGGUAGCCUGGAGCACAGUCUGCUAGAGGCCGUGGAGGGCCUGGGGAAUCUGAAUCUUGGGGGAAAUGCAGGGAUUGCUCCUCUACUGCCCGAGAAGAGAAGAACAGGUGAGGUGGGAGAUGUAGGGUCACGGUCCCCCUCUCUGAGUGGAUUUUCCAGCCCACACAGUGGGAGCAGCCUCAGCAUCCCUCUGUCAUCCUCUCUGACAUCAGAUCCAUUUAGAGGUCUUAGUGGAGCUUCGUCACCUGGGGCAGACUCCAGCAGUAAACAGGACACUGUAAAGUUUGUUCAGGACACGUCCAAGUUUUGGUACAAACCCGACAUUUCCAGAGACCAAGCCAUUGCAGUGCUGAAGGACAAAGAGCCCGGCUCAUUUAUUGUCAGGGACAGUCACUCAUUUCGCGGGGCGUAUGGACUGGCCAUGAAGGUGGCCACACCUCCUCCAUCAGUGGUACAUCACAGUAAAAAAGCAGGAGAUCUGUCCAGUGAGCUGGUCAGGCACUUCUUGAUAGAGUGUACACCAAAAGGAGUUCGUCUUAAAGGUUGCCCCAAUGAGCCUUACUUUGGAAGCCUCACAGCUCUGGUGUGUCAGCACUCCAUCACCCCUCUGGCCCUGCCAUGUAAGCUUAUCCUGCCCGACAGAGAUCCAUUAGAGGAGCUGAAUGAUGCAUCGGCACAGACAGCAACAAACUCAGCAGCUGAACUUCUCAAACAGGGUGCAGCGUGCAACGUGUGGUUCCUGGGUUCUGUGGAGCUGGAGUCUUUGACGGGUCAGCAGGCGGUCCAGAAGGCAACCACACUGACACUCUCCAUGGACCCUCCCCCUCCCUCCACUGUGGUCCACUUUAAAGUGUCUGCUCAGGGAAUCACACUCACAGACAACCAGAGAAAGCUGUUCUUCAGGAGGCACUAUGCUGUGAACACGGUUAUAUUCUGUUCUCUGGACCCACAAGGAAGGAAGUGGACAAGAGACAGCGUCUCCACAGCAAAAAUUUUUGGAUUUGUUGCCAGGAAAUCUCAGAGUGAAACUGAAAAUGUAUGUCAUCUGUUUGCUGAACAUGACCCUGAGCAGCCAGCAAGCGCCAUUGUCAACUUUGUCUCAAAGGUCAUGAUCGGCUCUCACAAAAAGUGAUGGAAAGCGGAGCUUAGCUGCAGCAUAAAGAGAACCUGGAUCAAGGACAUAAUCCCUGCUGUGGAUUCAUUUCAUAAUUAUGGCUAACUUAUGAACAUGAUCAAAAGCCAAAAAAAGAACUUGUACACACUCCACACUGGAUUUUAUGGGUUAUUUCUGCCAUCUUGUGCCUGGACUACAGGAUACUUCCAGAGGAGGGAGCCAAAACUCUGACAUCAAUGUUUUGAUGUUCCGCAUUCUAGUUUCAUAAAGGUUUAAAAAAAAAAAAAAAACCUGAAAGUGUAGGCAAAAUUUUCCAGACUCUUUGAACUAUUUUCUAAUUUAAAACAAAUUUAAAUGUCUUCAAAUUUAUGGUAAAAAAAUAUUGAGUUUUUUUUUACGUUGCGGUUGUGUUUCUGAUUAUCUUCCUUAUCAGACUCUGAGUUUUACAUGUGGACCACCUUGACCAGCCCAAGCCUCAGUGGGGCCCUAUGCAAAAUUAGAAAUUUCAGGGCCAUCUAUUUCUGCCAAUAAUAUGUAUUAGCACAAUCAAAUGUGACAAUAUCCAAUCAUUCGCACGCCCUAUAAUAACUCUGACAGUAUUGUUUACAGUGUCCUAUUUGUAUGCAUCAGCUAGUGUUACUAAAAAUAAUAGAGAAAAAAAUAUGCAGUUUAUUUUUCAGUAAAAUUGUGAUGUGGUUAAUACUUUUUAGGUCCAAAUACAACAGCAAUGUGCAAAAAUAACCAGUUGUGCAAGAACAACAGCAAAAAAUGUAAUUGAUUUGAUAAAUAAAAAUAAUUUUAUUUGUAAAAAUAGUAUAGGUAUGGGUACAGGUAUAAAUGGAAGUUGAUUUCAAAACUCUAUGAAUUUAUGUAAGUAUACACAAAAGAUAGAAAUAUAAAAAUACCACACAUAUAAUAUUUUAUGUUACACUAUUCUGUUUCUCAAUACACCAUUUACUUUUAAAACCUGUGCUUCCUGGCACUUUUUUGUUAGACCGAAACAUUUCAUCUAAGAAGAUAAAACUUGUAACCCUCAAAAACACCAUAGAUCUCUGCAAUAAUUCAAAAUCAAAAGGCUUUAGGUUGUGUUAGAAGUCAAAAUGUGACUUUAAAUUGGGAUAAUGUAGACUAAAUUUGUCUUUGCUCAAUAGGCUCCAGAUAUUUCUCACUGAAAUGCUGUCCAGGUGGUGCAGUUUUAUCCUUUGAGCUUACUGUGUGACUUUUGAUCGAUAAGAAAAGCUGUCACAGGCCUUUACAUCUCAGUCCAAGCAUGAAAAAUAAAGCAAGACAUUUUCUUAACCACUGACCUCCCCCUAAACUUCAUCAAUCAAUUUAAAGUUAAACAUCUUUUAUGCUGUAACAACAAAUGGUGUCAUUUUAUAAUAUGAACACUUUAUUGUUGUAACAAUAUAAUUGCAUGUAUAAAUAAAACAUAAUCAUUUAGAAAAAUAUAUAAAUCUAGUAAGAACAUUACAUUUUUUGUUGUAUAUUGAUAGUAUCUUUAUUGCAAUAAUGUAGUAUUGUUUCAUUGUUAAAAGUAAAUUUUGACAGUUUGAUAGUUUUGUAAAACAUGAAAGGACAUAUUGUUAAAACAAAAAUUCUUUUGACAUUAUAAUACACCAUACCUCAUUCAUCUUGGGUAACAGCUCUAAGCUUCUCUUUAGCAAAAUAUCUUCACAUCUAAAAAAAACAAAAACAUAGAAAACUACAUUUCAAUGUUAUAGCUACAACAAUUUCUUCAAUUGCUUACUAUAAAUGUAUUACUUUUAAUAAGAAUAUCUAAACUUUAUAAAUAUUUACUUUAUAAAUAGUGACGGGUCCAAAUACACAAAGUAGGUAUUUACUCUGCUUAUCUGCCAACUUUAACAUUAAAAAGGUUCUGCACUAAAGCCAUAGAUUUAAAUGCAUUAUUCCAAGCAGGCAAUGCCAGAUCCCAGUAGCUCUGUGAUGCAGCUGAGAAAGUACCAAAGCUUAGCAUUAGGUAA
Messenger RNA from Cyprinodon tularosa, 5828 nucleotides. RefSeq names its product tensin-3 (gene tns3.2). Gene Ontology annotation, molecular function: protein binding. Lineage: Eukaryota; Metazoa; Chordata; Actinopteri; Cyprinodontiformes; Cyprinodontidae. The record is from RefSeq and is a predicted model, not a curated record. The transcript has 27 exons. Bases 175 to 3861 code for a protein of 1228 amino acids.